Messenger RNA from Helicoverpa armigera (cotton bollworm), 1723 nucleotides. Its product is annotated as myrosinase 1. Gene Ontology annotation, molecular function: beta-glucosidase activity. The record is from RefSeq and is a predicted model, not a curated record. Lineage: Eukaryota; Metazoa; Arthropoda; Insecta; Lepidoptera; Noctuidae. Gene Ontology annotation, biological process: carbohydrate metabolic process. The coding region runs from base 158 to 1687 and encodes 509 amino acids. The transcript is spliced from 7 exons.
UGACAUUGUACAUUUAGAUACCAACCGAUGUUAUUGUUUUCUGCACUCCGGGGCUUUUAGAUAAAGUUAUAGAUAUUGGAUAAUACUGUGAUAAAACGCUAAAAUACCGCGAGUUAGAUAGAAGGCUUGGCAAAAUACUGCAAGUAUCCGAAUCAUCAUGAGAACUCCUCACUACCUUUUCACUGCAGUUUAUGCAAUAUUUGUGGCAGUUGUUUGUGCCGAAGAAUACAGUGAAACGUUGGAAAUGAGAAAAUUGCCAAAUGGAUUAAAAUUGGGAGUGGCAACCGCAGCUUUUCAAAUUGAAGGCGGUUGGAAUGCAGCAGAUAAGUCUCCAAGCAUCUGGGACACCUACAGCCACAUCCCAGGAAAGAUAAGAGACGGCACAGAUGGCAAUGACACUUGCAAAUCCUACGAAUACUACCAACGCGACAUCCAAAUGCUCAAAUUCUUGGGAGUCGACUUCUACAGAUUUUCAAUUUCAUGGCCAAGGAUUUUGCCCACUGGGUUUUCAAACAAAGUCAGCGAAGAGGGUAUUGCUUACUACAAUAGAGUGAUAGAUGAAUUGUUGGCAAAUGGAAUCGAGCCAGUUGUCACCAUGUAUCAUUGGGACUUGCCGCAAAGUUUGCAAGAUUUGGGGGGUUGGCCCAACCCUCAUGUCGCCGACUGGUUUGAAGAUUAUGCACGUGUGUUGUACGACGCGUUUGGUGACAGAGUUAAGACUUGGAUAACAUUGAAUGAACCGAAGCAGUUUCUGAUAUUUGGGUAUGGACAGAAGAGAUUUGCGCCUGAUGUGUAUUCCCCGGGUAUUGGUGAUUACAUGGCUAUCAAGAACGCUUUGUUGGCUCAUGCUAGAGCUUGGCAUUUGUAUGAUAAAGAGUACAGACAAAAGCAGAAAGGCAUUUGCGGUAUAACAAUAGCAACCGAUCUCCGAGUUGGCGCCACUGAUGAUCCUGCCGACAAAGCAGCUGGGGACUUAGCAAUGGACUUCGAAGUCGGUUUCUACAGUCAUCCGAUAUUCUCGUCCACGGGCGGAUUCCCUGAGAAUUUGGUCAAACGCGUCGCAGAAAGGAGCGCUGAGCAAGGAUUCUCGAGAAGUAGACUGCCGGAAUUGUCGAAGGAAGAAAUUGAGUACAUAAAAGGAACAAGUGACUUCUACGGGUUCAAUCACUACUCUACGAAGUUCUUCUACGCUAGAAAGUAUGAACCAGGAAUGUACGCAGUACCCUCGUAUGAUGACGACAUCGGUGCUGUUGGGGACUAUGGCAGUUAUGAGCUGGCACCCGUUAUGCACACUACAAAAAUUCCCGAUGGCAUGCGAAAAGCAUUGAACUGGGUGAAAGAUAACUACAACAACCCGGUUGUGAUGAUCACAGAGAACGGCUACGGUACUUAUGGCGGGAACAAUGACAUUGACAGAAUAGAUUACUAUAGACAAUACAUCGACGCCAUAUUGGACGCCAUUGAAGUCGACGGGUGUAAUGUCGCCACGUACACCGCUUGGAGUCUCAUGGAUAACUUUGAAUGGGAUUCUGGAAUUGGGGCUAAGUUUGGUCUUUUUGAAGUGGAUUUUGAAGACGAAAAAAGGACUCGUAAAGCAAGAAAAUCUGCUCUAUGGUACAAAAAUCUCUUAGCCACCCGAACGUUAGAUUCAGGAAACGAACCAAAGCUUGAAGAAAUCUCUUUUUAAUGAUGCCAGUAUUAAAUAAAUAAAGUAUAAACAUGA